Messenger RNA from Malus domestica (apple), 1849 nucleotides. RefSeq names its product flavin-containing monooxygenase FMO GS-OX-like 9. NCBI's taxonomy places the organism in Eukaryota, Viridiplantae, Streptophyta, Magnoliopsida, Rosales, Rosaceae. Gene Ontology annotation, molecular function: flavin adenine dinucleotide binding; NADP binding; N,N-dimethylaniline monooxygenase activity. The record is from RefSeq and is a predicted model, not a curated record.
AACACCCAGAAGAGAAAAAUAAAAAUCCAUAACGCCAAACCCUAGACCAACCAACCAUGGCUUCUGAAACUUACCAACCCAAAAAUGUAUGUGUGAUUGGAGCUGGACCCUCGGGGCUUGUAGCUGCAAGGGAGCUGAGGAAAGAAGGUCACAGGGUGGUGGUGUUGGAACAAAACCAUGAGGUGGGAGGGCAGUGGCUCUACGACCCAAAUGUGGAGGGAGAGGAUCCCUUAGGAAGGUCACCUACCCUAAAAGUGCAUAGCAGUCUUUACUCCUCUUUGAGGAUAAUUUCUCCAAGAGAGAGCAUGGGGUUCACUGACUUCCCAUUUGCAGUCAAGAAAGGUAGGGACAUGAGGAGGUUUCCUGGCCAUACGGAGCUUCUUUUGUACCUCAAGGAUUUUUGUGAUUGGUUUGGAUUGAGGGAGUUGAUAAGGUUCAAUACGAGGGUUUCAUAUGUGGGGAUGUUGGAUGGAGAUCAUGUAGUUGGUUGCAAAGAUCUGAAAUGGGUUGUGAGGAGUAUGGAGAAGAAGGCUGAGAUUUUCGUGGAGGAGGUGUUUGAUGCGGUGGUUGUGGCCUCCGGCCAUUACUCUAACCCAAGGUUACCGUCCAUUAAAGGAAUGGAUGCAUGGAAGAGGAAGCAAAUGCACAGUCACAUCUAUAGGGUUCCGGAGCCAUUUCGUGAUGAGGUUGUGGUGGUGGUUGCGAAUUCACUAAGUGGACAAGAUAUAUCAAUAGACCUAGUGGCUGUGGCCAAGGCAAUCUAUCUUAGUGCCAGAUCGCUUGACAUAUCUAAGGGCUUGUCCAAAGUCAUUUCCAAACACGAAAACUUGCACCUUCGUCCCCAGAUAGAGUCGCUUCAAGAAGAUGGGAAAGUAUUAUUUGUGGACGGUUCUUGGAUCACUGCAGACACUAUCAUAUAUUGUACUGGGUAUUCAUACACGUUCUCCUUUCUUGACACCAAAGGAAUAGUAACUGUGGAUGAUAACAGAGUGGGCCCCUUGUAUGAGCACACCUUCCCUCCAUCACUUGCUCCCUCUUUAUCUUUUGUAGGCAUUCCAAAAAAGGUCAUAGGGUUCCUGUUCUUUGAGUCACAAGCAAAAUGGAUAGCUCAACUGCUCUCUGGGAAAACAACACUGCCAUCAAGGGAUGACAUGAUGCAGUCCAUCAAAGAGUUCUACCACUCAAGGGAGGUUGCUGGCAUUCCAAAACAUGACACCCACGGCAUCGGCGACUUCGAGUAUUGUGAUAGAUAUGGAGAUCACUCGGGGUUCCCACAUUUGGAAGAAUGGAGGAAAGAGCUUUGCUAUUCAGCACAAAUACAUGCCGACGCCGACUUAACAUUCAGGGAUUCGUGCGAUGAUCAUGAGCUGCUUCAAAAGGCUUUUCAAAGUCCAUAUUUUGCUCAAUUUCGGCCUCAAGAUUUAGAUUUCCUCUGAAAUAACCCUACAAAUGUUAUUUUGUGAUAGUUUUGAAAGAAUUGUUUGUAUUGAAAAUGUGUAAGGUUACAAGAAAGAGAACUUAUACAAGUGGAGAAGGAUGUCGUGAGUCACCCGAUGAACAUCACACACCAUGCUUCACACACUAAUAUUCUAACACCCAUACUUUACACAUUAAUAUUCUAACACCCAUACUUUACACAUUAACCCAUACCUAUAACCCAUACUUUGGAUAUUAGAUAUUCUACCCAUACCUAUAACCCAUACUUUGGAUAUUAAAUAAUCUAACACUCCCCCUCAAACGAAGGCUAGUAUAUUCAUCAAGCCAAGUUGGACCAAAAGAGUGUUGAAUUGAACCCGAGACAAUCCUUUGGUGAAGAUGUCUGCUAGUUGAUCUGUGCUCCGAACAAAAA